AUGGCUCACUUAAUUCGACACAAGAUCGGCAACAAGCUGACCAAUGCGGCCAACACAGUGUCCAAUAAGUCUCAGGCCAAGGUAAGCGGAGUGUUUGCCAGGCUGGGCUUCCAGGCCGCUACGGAUGAAGAGGGUCUGGGGUUCGUGGACUGCGAUGACUUGGAUUUUGACUACAGACAGGGGAUGCAGAUGGACAUCAUGCAGGGUGACGAAGAAGGGGGAGAUAUGGACGGAGGAGACGAGUUGAUGGUGGGGGACAGCCACUACCAGAGAGACGGAACCGGUCCACCAUCCUCUUCCUCCCUCAAGAACACUGGGGCGUGUAACGAGUUGGCAUUAGAGGACAAACCCAAAAUUACCACUUGGGAUGCGGGGUGGAACGUCACCAAUGCCAUUCAGGGGAUGUUCGUCCUUGGGUUACCAUACGCCAUUCUUCACGGAGGAUACCUCGGACUCUUUCUUAUCAUAUUUGCCGCCGUUGUAUGUUGUUACACCGGAAAGAUUCUUAUUGCGUGUCUGUAUGAAGAGAAUGAGGAUGGAAUUCUGGUGCGCGUGAGGGACUCCUACGUGGACAUCGCCAACGCGUGCUGCCAGCCACGGUUCCCGUCUCUGGGCGGACAUAUAGUUAACGUUGCUCAGAUCAUUGAGUUGGUCAUGACCUGUAUCCUGUACGUGGUGGUCAGCGGCAACCUGAUGGUUAACAGCUUCCCCAAUCUGCCGGUCUCGCAGAAGGCCUGGUCUGUAGUCGCCACGGCUGCCCUCCUGCCUUGCGCGUUCCUCAAGAGCCUCAAGGCGGUGUCCAAGUUCAGCUUACUCUGCACCAUCGCGCACUUUGUCAUCAACAUCAUGGUGAUAGCCUACUGCCUCUCCAGAGCCCGAGACUGGGCCUGGGACAAAGUCAAGUUCUAUAUCGAUGUCAAGAAGUUUCCCAUCUCCAUCGGCAUCAUCGUCUUCAGCUACACGUCCCAGAUCUUCCUGCCCUCGCUGGAGGGGAACAUGCAGAGGCCAAAGGAGUUCCACUGCAUGAUGGACUGGACCCACAUCGGAGCCUGCGUUCUGAAGGGCCUGUUCGCUCUGGUGGCCUACUUGACUUGGGCAGAUGCCACCAAAGAGGUUAUCACGGACAACCUGCCGUCCACCAUCAGAGCGGUGGUCAACCUGUUCCUGGUGGCCAAGGCCUUGCUUUCGUAUCCGCUGCCGUUCUUCGCUGCUGUAGAGGUCCUGGAGAAGUCAUUUUUCCAGGAUGGAGGGCGCGCUAUUUUCCCUGACUGUUAUGGGCCGGGAGGACGGAUUAAGUCCUGGGGACUGGGCCUCCGGUGCCUCCUGGUGGUGUUCACGUUGAUCAUGGCCAUCUUUGUCCCGCACUUCGCACUCCUCAUGGGCCUAACCGGGAGUCUUACCGGCGCCGGGUUGUGCUUCCUUCUCCCGGCUCUCUUUCAUCUAAAACUGAUGUGGAGGAAACUCUUAUGGCACCACGUGUUCUUCGACGUCGCCAUAUUCGUUAUAGGAGGCAUAUGCAGCAUUUCUGGGUUUAUUCACUCGGUAGAGGGGCUCAUUGAGGCAUUCAAAUAUGGAGUCGAGGAAUAA
This is a messenger RNA of Salvelinus namaycush (lake trout), 1587 nucleotides long. RefSeq names its product vesicular inhibitory amino acid transporter-like. The coding region runs from base 1 to 1587 and encodes 528 amino acids. Gene Ontology annotation, cellular component: vacuolar membrane. NCBI's taxonomy places the organism in Eukaryota, Metazoa, Chordata, Actinopteri, Salmoniformes, Salmonidae. Gene Ontology annotation, molecular function: amino acid transmembrane transporter activity. The transcript is spliced from 2 exons. The record is from RefSeq and is a predicted model, not a curated record. Gene Ontology annotation, biological process: amino acid transmembrane transport.